UCCCAACCACGAAAUAUCCACAAAACAAAUUUUUAAACAAAACUUUUGGCUUUCUAAACAGCUUUGCUCGUAUCUGAAAAGAGAUGGAUUUCAGGGUGAUGGGUUUGGAAUCUCCACUGUUCCACACGCUGCACCGCAUGAUGGACAUGUCGGACGAGGGUGCAGGGGAAAAGACACACAAUGCUCCGACACAGACAUACGUGCGAGACGCGAAAGCGAUGGCUGCAACAGCUGCGGAUGUGAAAGAAUAUCCGAAUUCCUACGUGUUCCUGGUCGACAUGCCGGGGUUGAAAUCCGGUGACAUAAAGGUUCAGGUUGAAGAUGAUAACGUGCUUUUGAUUAGCGGGGAGAGAAAAAGGGAAGAAGAGAAAGAAGGGGUGAAGUAUCUGAGAAUGGAACGAAGAGUUGGGAAAUUCAUGCGGAAGUUUGUUUUACCUGAAAAUGCAAACAGUGAUGCAAUCUCUGCUGUGUGUCAAGAUGGGGUUCUUAGUGUUACUGUGCAGAAAUUGUCUCCUCCUGAACCUAAGAAGCCUAGGACUAUUGAAGUGAAGAUUGCUUGAUAUGGAAGAACAGAACAAAUGAAAUGUUUGUGUCUCUUAUUGCAUAUAGUUGUUCACUUUCACUGUUACAAGAUGUUUUAGUUUGGUUUUGUUGUAAUUUCUUAUUAACGUCCUCUGUUGCUUUCCAGUUUUGUGAUAAUUGCAGAAUUUGUUUUGAGCAUGUUGAGUGGGUGUAACUGAAAAUUGUCAUUGUGCUUGGUGUUUAUGAGUAACUUCCUUUGGUGUGUGGUGUUUGAGUGUUGGGUUUGUUGUGUGAUGGUGUAAUAUGGGCACGCAACAGAGAGAAUGAGAUUCUGUUAGAUUGGUGGGUUUAUUUUAAAUAAAUUGGAUAUGGCAAUUUUAUGGA
Vigna radiata var. radiata (mung bean) is the source of this 906-nucleotide messenger RNA. RefSeq names its product 17.9 kDa class II heat shock protein. Gene Ontology annotation, biological process: response to hydrogen peroxide; response to salt stress; response to heat. The record is from RefSeq and is a predicted model, not a curated record. The transcript has a single exon. NCBI's taxonomy places the organism in Eukaryota, Viridiplantae, Streptophyta, Magnoliopsida, Fabales, Fabaceae. The coding region runs from base 84 to 560 and encodes 158 amino acids.